Messenger RNA from Drosophila suzukii, 390 nucleotides. Lineage: Eukaryota; Metazoa; Arthropoda; Insecta; Diptera; Drosophilidae. The record is from RefSeq and is a predicted model, not a curated record.
AUGGAUUUUUGCGAGAGCCACAAAACGCAUUCGAAACUUUUGCCUUGGCAACUUCAAAAUGCCAAAUGCGAAACACAUUUUGGGUUCAAGUUGCUGCUGAUGGUGAUUGUUGCCGCUUUCACUGCUGCUGAUGUUGUUUUUGAACUUAUCAACACGCCGAUCACUUGCGACAGUUUCCGUUUUGCCUCAGAUACAAGUACCCAUACAUAUACAUGUACCCACCCAUUGGGAAAGGACCAGGAGCAGGACCUAAUUGCCCCGCACCCAGUUACAGUUACAGUUUCAGUUCCAUUCCCACAACCAACGAACCAUCGAACCCUCAACCCAAAACCCAAACCCAAAACCCCGCUCAAGGUGAGCAAUGUAAAAACUUCCUGUGCACUCAUUUAG